Messenger RNA from Coregonus sp. 'balchen', 2930 nucleotides. The record is from the annotation of a GenBank genome assembly. NCBI's taxonomy places the organism in Eukaryota, Metazoa, Chordata, Actinopteri, Salmoniformes, Salmonidae.
AUGAAACGACCGCGGCUGUCCCCGAUGAAGUUCCCCGGGGGAGUGUGCGUGGGAUAGGGGGUCAUGAUAAUGAAUCAUGCUUUAUCCAGCUGCCAUAUGAUUGGACCAAUCACCCUGAGUCUAUGUAACCAUCUGCUCAGGAAGAUGCAUGUCAUUAGAUUAUAUCAUAAAUAAACCAUCUUUGAUUGUAUGAUUAGAACUGGCUUUUGGGUUUACAGUUUCUGCUUAGUUUUAGGUCUGAACUGCUGGAAAUGAGGGCAAUGUGUGGGACUUCUGCAGUCCCAGUAAAUCUCAAUCUGUCAUGUUUUCCUGUAAAUCUUAUGUAUUUUUACUGCUGUGGAAACACUAGUUUCUGUGGGGGAUCUGUAAACACUGACACAGAAACCACACUAAGUCCACACUGUAAAAACUCACACAGAAACUCUAAAAAACUUGUAUCCUAGGUGCCCACUCUCCCUACCCCUCUCCUCAUCCCUCUGUAAAAAACAGAGGCUCAAAGCCUGACACUGUAUAGGCUGAGCUGGGGGUAGAUAGUUUUAUCACGAUAGAACAAUGAGCCACAGGCCUCCGAGUGGCACGUGGUUUAAGGCAGUGCUAGAGGGGUUCACACAGACCCGGUUUUUAUCCCAACCGGGAGACCCAUGAGCAGCGCCCAAUUGGCCCAGCGUCGUCCGAGUUAGGUGAUGGUUUAGGCCGGCCGGGAUGACGUUGGCCCAUCGCUCUCUAGUGACUCCUUGUGGCGGGCCGGGCAUGCACGCUGACUUCGGUCGCCGUUGUACUGUGUUCCUCCUACACAUUGGUGUGGCCUGGCUUCCGGGUUAAGCGAGCAGUGGGGUCAAGAAGCAGUGGGGGCUUGGCGGGUCAUAUUUCGGAGGACGCAUGGCUCUCGACUUUGCCUCUCCCGAGUCCUACGGUAGUUGCAGCAAUGGGACAAGACUGUAACCACCAAAUUGGAUAUCACAAAAAAGGGUAAAAAGUACCCCAAAAAUUAAAAUAAAGAUAGAACAAUGAGCCAGAAUAUUUCACCGGAUGUAUUUAGCUCAUUUUCUCAUCGUGAAACAUUUGAUCUCAAUACAGUUUUCUGUUCCCCCAAAAUAAAUCUGUUACGAAAGAGUAAGUUUGUAGAUUUUAUCCGUUGCAAAGUUUUAAAAUUGCAAUGUUUAGAAGAAUGCAAGGGAGAAUUGAGUUUAUUGCACUCGCGCACUUCACAGAGAAGGCGCCAAUAGGAUCUUGCUAGCUCGUGCUUGCUCUGCCCCCUACUUGUUGUUCUGCCCACUGACUCAUUGUUCCUAUUGAAAUGACAGGGGCUGUGGUCUAUCUUGGGUUAUAUACAAAUCUUUGGUUUGUCAUGCUAGUAGGCCUAGAUACAUAACCUUUUAGGGCAUUAGAGUAUUAAGACGUGUGGAUAAUAUUAGAGAUUGGACAAAGAUGGACAUCAUUCUUGAAAUCUCAUUGUAUUUAAUGGAAAACAUGUAGUCUAGGCAACUAAGGUUUGAAGUACAGUAAGGUUUUGUCAACUCAACUUGAGGUGUAGCCUCCUGCCAGGGGGUUUUUGUAAUGUUUUAGUUUUCAGGUGUAGCUGCAGGCCACGCAUACAUAGAGAACAGGUUGGGCAAGUAUUUCCACAGAUCCCCAUCUGUACAUAUUGUCAGGGGGACACGUUUAGAGUAUUGUCAAACUACAGAGACGUAGAGCAUAAGAAUAGAAAGUCAACGAAACAGAGAGAGAGAGAGAGAGAGAGAGACAUGUUAGGGCCUUUAUUUAAAAAAAACAUUGGCGAUGUUUAACAAUAGGAGAGUGCUGCCGACAGUUCCCUAUGAAAUGACCGCUGUAAAGAAGCAAAACAUAGCAGCGAAUUUUAACAGAUGUUUUUAUUGAUUAGCAUUCAUGAAAUGUUAAUCCAAGUCUGUACUGUGUUGUGGUGUCAACAAAUUGCAUGUCUGCUUUCACUGGACAUCUUCAUAGGUUUUUGAAAACCAUGAGAAAUAAACAACACAACGCGCGCAGUGGCAAUUAUCACUUAGCAACGGCUAUGGAGGAAAAAGUGGCACUGAACAUUCAGACAGAAAUACUUAACGUGUGUUGUGGUCCAGAUUUUCUCAAGUUCAUCACAGCUUUGAACAAAACAAGACCAGCAGCCUGUAAUGUUUGAACGUGUGCAGCUGUUGCACAAGAUCCCAGCCCAACCCCUACAACAUGUCUUGGCUCAGUCUGGUGGCCAAUGGCAGUUUCCAUAGAGACUAUCGGCCAUAGGUCAGAAAGUUGUGUGAUUGAGUCUGAAGUCUGAGGUUGUCGCUCUCAUGACAGUGUCUCUCAGUGGAGUCACAGGAGAGCAGGACAGACAAACAGUAGUGAAAGAAAGCUAGAGGUGUUGUACUGCACACUAGGAAUGGGGUUGUGAGGUGUACUUGCACGAUUGAUUGGUCUCCCCCAUGCAGAGCGUCACAUGGAAGAAACGCCAGAAGCACAGGGACCUUGUCUCCCCUCUCAGUGCCCCCCAAGAAGCCACAGCCCUGGGUGCAAGUGGUCGGACAUGCAGGUUGGUUCUUUCUCUGUCUGAAUUUAUUUUUUAAUUGAUAAACUUCUGCCUUUCUGUAUUGUGAAGUUAGUCUUUCUUGCUGUCUUACUGCUAAUAGAAGAUGGCUGUGUAGUACCAAUGUGUUUUGAGGGUAUAAAAUGCCUCGUCUCUUGCCCCUCUCUCGUGGCUGGUGGUCCAGGGAGCUUCCAUGCAGGGGACUAUGGGAGGGCUGCUGAAGCGCUACACUGAGGGGGAGCAGCAGUGCUGCAGAGGCUACAUGGAGGACUCUCUGAGACCCUUUGUGCCAGGCUACCACGGAGUGGUGCAACGGGCCGGGCAGGACUACAAACAUGAUGGACGACCUGCUCACACACUUCAACUCCCUGCCAUCAUGGAUUGCAAGAUGGGCACC